Porites lobata is the source of this 17353-nucleotide messenger RNA. The record is from the annotation of a GenBank genome assembly. Lineage: Eukaryota; Metazoa; Cnidaria; Anthozoa; Scleractinia; Poritidae.
GCGGAUUCACGUGAGUAAACUAGACCAACAGCAUCUCUCUAACAGCACGGAAUGAGGAACGUUGUUUUCACAAAAUUCGGUGUUGUCAAGCAAACUAACGCGAGAAGAUGAAAUUGCUGCCAAAAUAUUAAUAGUCGACAAGUGUUGUAUAAACCUAAUAUUUAUUGUUUCUACCAGAUUUAUAUAACAUCGACGUCUGUUACCGUUUUAAUUUUAAAUUCAUCGCUAUGGAAUUAUGUGAGGUCAGUACUCCUUACUUCUCUCAGUGGGUUCAAAGUUCACUAGAGAGCAGAAAAUUGUACAGAGAGGACUCUAGAACGUCAAAAACAUCAAGAAGGGCCUCAAGGACUUCUCGAUCUUCCACUUCUUCUAUUGGUCCAUACUAUAAUAAGGGCAAAUAUUCAGAAGAUGAGUUUAAGGAAACCCUGCAGAAAUGGCUAGAAUAUCCAGAGCAUGAUGAGACUGACAAAUUGAAGAAGCUAAUAAGACAAGGUGUUCUACUGCAGCUUAGGCCUCAACUUUGGAAAGAUGCAAGUGGCGGAGCAGAUAUAAUUCUAAACUCUCCUCAUUAUUAUGAAGAAAUGAUUGAUGAUAUGGGUAAGAUUGACAUUAUUUCUGUAACUAACCCAUCCUGGGUGUAUGAGGGCCUUCUUAAAUCUUCUUCUUGUGCAUGGUGAAGCUACAAUCCAAGCCAUAUCUCCAUCUGCAUCAAAAUGUUCAAAACUCUGAAGUAAAAUUACCCACCUGUGGUUCCUAGUUCCACUUGCCAAUAUUAAACCACCCCAUUCCUCACACUCAAAUAUCAACCAAGUGGGUAUGGCUCAGGACAUUAUAAGUAGUCUUACUUGAAUUACAGAUCAUCAACAGCUGUUCCCCUGACUAUAAUGGCAAAAAGGUAUUAUUUUUGUCAGUGAUGAAAUACGUGCAAUUAUGCCACCAGAGACCAUACUAUGAACUUUAAAAUCAAAACCAUUUUUCACCGUAAGAAAUCCCAACUUAACAAAUGUCUAAGGGAAUGGACAAUUUUGGAAUUGCCAGAGCUGUAAUCAGGCCAAACAAGUUUGCCUGUAAGGGAAAAGUAUAUUUUGAAAUAUUCACAAAGUUGUUUCAACAGAUACUUAAUUACAGAGUGGCAAUAAUAUUAUUGGAGAGAGGCAUCUUUUCCAUGAUAACAUGAAGUUUGUUACAAUUUCUCCUUAGGUAUUCAAGUACCAUCCAGUAUACCUUCAACAAUUUUCAAUGGCAAAAGAAAUGUCCCAACAUACCAUUUGUCGUCAGAUGGGGAAAAAACCUGUUUAAAAAUCCUGUAUAUUCUGUCUCACAUGCACCCUGAUGUCCAGUUUGCUCCUUUAGUACCUCCUCUGACAUCACUUUUUCUUCAUUUCAUGGAUGAAAAUCUGUGUUAUGCAUGCAUGUCUGCCCUGGUGAAUUCCAGGAGAUCUAUGUUGGAUCAAAGCCAAAGGGCAUAUGCAGUGAUGGCUAAGACAUUCCAAGACUCCUUGAAGUCCUAUUUUGUAAGUUAAAUUGUCUUUCUCCUUUUACUUUAGUUUUCUACUGUUUGGAGAGUUUUACCAUUUCACUUUCAAUAUCAAACAUUGGAAAUUUGUAGAGCAAACUGGAAAUUAAUAUUAUGUGAUACUCUUAUAAUAUGUAACGUAAAGUUGAACAAAAUAUCGUAUGAUUAUAAACUAGUAUUAUAAAAUAUUUACCAAUAAGUAUUACAUUGUAAAAAUAAUAAAAUGAUUAACUUUCCUGUAAUAAACUCAGUUUCUUAAGAUGUGGAUGUGCAAGGUGUUUCUGAAUUUUUAGUUAAAAUGUUGUCAUUUUAAAGAAGCUGGUUUAAUAUGUUAAGAGCCAAUGUUAAUACCAUGGUGUGUGUGUGUGUUUACCUUUUAAUUGCAGAUGGCAUCUUACAAACAGCUUAAAGAGUUCAGUGAGACAGAGGAGAAAAUUCCUAAAAAUACCAUUCUCAUUCCUGACUGGCUAAUGUGGAUGUUUCAUUACAUUGAUUUUUGGACUUUGGUGAGUAGGAGUGAACAAGGCUCUUACAGUCAAUGAUUAAUGUCAUUAGCAGACAAGGCUUAGAGUUAUUUGGGUGAAUGUAGUCUUGUGUGGGUGGAUCAUUGAUUUCUUGUUUCCAUAUAUAACUGUUCAAGUUUUAGAUUCUGCUUAGUCCUGUCCCUUCAGACAGCUAUGUAUCUUAAAUUACUACAACUAAAUAAUACUGAUUAUACUUGGCUUUAGCUGAAUUUAUUCAUUGUUCCUUUUAAUAAUAAUUAUUACUUUGUAUUAUUUUUCAGGUUUAUGUUGUAGACAGCUUUCUUGUUCAAGGUCCUAAAGUUCUUAUACGUGUUGGGUUGAUUGUCUUCAGCCAGUUUGCAAAGUUCAUUGACAAAGAAGGUAUUGGAUGUCACAGCUAGGAUUAAAUCAUUUAGCAUUUCUAUGGUCUAGUUCUCAAUUUUUUGCAAAAAGGUUGAAACUUUCUGAGAAACAGCAUUAUACAGUUAACUUCUAUUACGGUAACCUGAGAUCAGGCAUCUAUUUUUUUUUUUUUUUUUGCUUCUUUGGCUCGAGAGGGAAAAAAAAUAACGCCUGAUACAUUUAUUUAACAAGCAGUCAACCGCCCCCAAAUUUACAUAAUCUAACGUUUGCUUGACCUGUCAUGUUUUUAGCCAAUAAGCGUUUACCAAACGGGAAUCAAAUUUUGGCGCGAAUAAUGUCUCUUUUGAAAUCAGUUUUAGGGAAAAAAAUUUUUUAAGUACGUUCGUGUUCAGAUGGCGCUUCGUAAAAAAAAAAAUUAAUGCGUUGUUUUUGUGAUGAAAUAUGCUGCUAGCUGGAGCUGUCGUACCUUUAUGAAUAGCUACAAAUAAUAAAGAAUUUACUGGUUAAAGCUCGUUGACUUCGUUCUGUACCGAAAGCAGUGGAAAAAAAAUUAGGCUGAAGCACCAUAUUUCACGAACUGAAAGGUGUUGUGAAAGCGAAGAUCGCUCAGAAUAAUUCGCAGCAUGAUUUCUGAAGGAGGAAUUACAGUCAAACCAGGUCAAGAUUCCAUUCAUGAAUUGAUUAUUUUAAAAGUGAACCCGUUUGUCGCUUCUGUAACUUGUAGCCGGUAUCAAAUUGCAUUCAAAUGAUCGGUGAAGUUUUGACUGCAACUGUUUUGGUAUACGAUGAGAUGGUAAAUAUUUCAAUGGAUGAAACUUCUAUUUAGGCAUUCUUCAAAUUCAAGAAAACUGAGCGGGCAGAAAUUUCAUAACGAACUCGCGUGUGUAUUCACUGCUUAUUACGCAAGCAAAAAUGCAGACUGAAAUCAACAACAACUAACGGAUGGCGUCAUUUUGGCCAAUCGGAACAGCGCAAAUCAUCCGCAUUGUUUCCUUUCCAAUCAGAAGAAAGUCCAGAUUCUGGCAUUUUUACAUGUGAUCCGACAAGGAAAUGUAUCAUGCCCUCUUCCCAUGAGAGACAUAAAGGGAUAAUAGGGAGAGGGCAUGAUCUCAGGCUACUAUUACAGCAGACAGCCUGCCAGGGGAUGAAAAUUUAGUGUUCUUAAUAUCAAGAUCCAUAAUACAGUAUACCGGUAACUGUAUGAGGAAAAAAUCUGUAGAAAAUAUUUAACAUAUUUGCAUUGUAAAGAUAACGUGAACUGAUCUCAUAAUCAAUUUUGGAUGAUGUACAACAGUAGAAUAAGUAAUGUAACUAAAAAAGAUAACAGCAAACUGCAGAUGAAAGUCUGUCUGAAGAUGCUACUUUUUGUCUGUUAGAACAAGAGUUAGAACAUUGCAUUUAUAACCUAGAAAGUGUUCACUAGUACAUAAUAUUGAGAGAUGGUACUUGCAGAGGCUUACUUUAGUCAAACAUCUGAAAUUUUUGCUGGUGAUUCAGCUACUGUCCAGAUAUAUUAGUGGAAUGAUCAUCAGAGAUUAAGCAAGGUGUUCAUAGUUUUCUUUGGAAUUCAUCUAACCCCACCCUUCCCUCCUCACCCCACUUUUUUCCUAAAUUCACUGAAUAAUGUGUAAGAUCUUAAAUGUGACAAAAAUGCAGCCUAAGUAAUAAGACUUUGCGAAAGAGUCAACCUGAAGGAUAUGAGGCCAUAAUAAAAUCCUCUAAGCUCUUAAUCUUAAGUUAGAUUCCUAGUUCAAUAAAGGAUAACAUUUUUUUGCAGCGGAAACAUCUGAGAACAACAAUUUAGAAGAUCUAUUCAAAGAGUUUGCUGCACUAAUGCCCCUGAGGGGCUACAAGCUUCUUCAGGUAAAUCACACCAUUGUGUCCUCGCAUUUGUAACUUUUUUUGGUUUAUAGAUCAAUUUCCAUAUUUAAAAUUCUCAAUUGGCUUGAGGACUUGGGGGAACAAAACAAAAGAAAUCACAUUGAGGUUUAGAUUAAUAAUACAUUUCUUUUGUUUUAUUUCCCUCAAGCUUUGGAGCCAAAAAUGAAUUUUGUGGGUUGAAAUUGGACUGUUAAUAUUAUUUAUGAGUCUGUAUAUUACUAAGUUUUUUUAAAUUUUAGUUUUGUUUGUUUGUUUACAAUAGUAAAUAAUUGUCAAUGAAAUUAUAGCGUUUUGUUUCUUGCCAUAAAAAUUUAUAAAAGGUGUCAAAGUUUUUGACAAGUUCAAUCUACAUAUUUUUGAAAACCCUCUGAUGGAUUCACUUCUAACUGCAUGACAUCAAACAUGCAAGGAGUAAAGGAAAAUUGGUCACGGCUUUCAAGUCUGUAAACCAGAAUGUGAAUCCUGGCAUGGUUUCACCUUUUAACCUCUAUCAAAGAAUGACCUGUCAUCAUCUACAUAAUUUCUCCUUAUUUUAUAACUGUUUAAUCAAACACAAAAGGUAUGAUCACCGAAGAUAAAACAUCCAAAACAGAUUCUCUAUGUUUGUGGCAAAAGAAAUCAAUAUACAACAGUAUGCAUUUUGAUACAAAAUGUGCCAGGGAUUUAAGUUUAAAGUAACCCUUCAUGUGACCAGUCAUUCAAAUACCAGUGAAAAGCCAAACAGGUUUUUCCAAAAAUAAUGUCCAAACAGUAUUCACACUCAAAGAAAAUUUUGUAAGUCAAAAGUAAAAACCAAGCAUUUAAUAAGAGUACUAAAAAAUUUUCAUGAGGUAGAGGAAAAUCUCUUGAUCGCUUGUUAAUUUUUUGUUUUCUUAUAUUUUCAGACAGCUUUUAGGAUUAGAGGCCUUUCAAGGAAGCGACUGGAAAAACUUAAGAGUAACAAUAUUUCUUUACUAGAAAAUGGAAUGUUGAACAUUCCACAACAAGGAUGGAAUUCUCUGCACCUGCUCACCCUGUUUACUGUCAAAGGUUCCAACUUGCUGACGAAGCAAGAGGUUGGUAAUUUAAAACCUUUUAGCAUCAGUAGGAAUCACGAAUAUUGAGAGGGUCCCCUGUGAAACUGAUUCUUUGGGAUCCAGGAUUUGGUUUUGUUGAGGGCAGGGGCAAGGACUCUUGGUUUUAAAGGAAAAGUAAGCAACAUUCGGGACUUUAACAUUACUAUGAACAGGAUGUGGGAUUUAGUGUUUCUAUGAUGCUGGAUUCAGGAAAUAAAUGCAGUUAAGGGCAAUAUCCACAUAGGAAAGUGAGUUAUAUUUUCUUUUAUGCUGCAAAAAUCUGUGCAUUUUCACUCAAAAAUGCCCACAACAACCUGUAAAGAGCUUGUUUUACCACCUUUUUUAUCCCACUAUCUGUCGCUGGUUAUACUUAGAUGAGGGAAUCUGGAAGCUUUGUAAGGCCCUUUGAACGUAUGUUCAGGACCAGUAUUAGCCAAUAAAAACUGAUGAAAUAACAGGAUUGAGGGAAAAUUAAUUUUGGUUGGGAUGAUGAGAUUGAAGAACCCUACCAGGGAACUCUGUUGAGAUCACCUCUAAAAAGUGUUUGUCCUUCAGGCCAGCAAAGACCAUCUCUAUGUUUCCAUUUUAUGGAGGUGUUCAUCUUAUAGUUGGGUAUUCAGUGACAGUUGACUAUAUUGCCACAGAAGAUGCUGAAACUCUGUCGAUCGAAGAUCCAGUCAGAACUUAAAGCUAUGCGAGUGCAGCUUGUGUCAAGUGUCAUAAACAAGUUGCUUUCAGAUGUGGGACAAAAUAUCAGCUUUUUAAUCCUUUAUGGCAUCCAAAGCACCUUGGCAAACUCAGCUGACAAAAUUGCAGUUUUGUGUUUAAGUUGGCCAGCGCUGUGUUUGAUUUAGGAGGCACUUUCCUAGGGAGAGCUGACUGGUUAUACAUGUGUGUGAGUGUUUUUAUCCAAUACUUUCAAUUUUUAGUGGGAGUUAUUAUCUUCAUGGUUACCUGACAGACUUCGCAUCAGAAAGCCUGUUUGCUUGUUUACAACAGACAGUGAUGGAUGCAGGUAUUUAUUUUUCUCAAACCAAUUCUUACUUUUAUCUUGGAAACAAUUCAUUUAUAAUUUUUUAUGAUUCCUCAAAAUGCACAAGGGAAGUACAGCCUGACUCUCUCUCCCUGGAUAUUGUAUGCUUCUCCUUCAAUUUGCAAAUUCCUGUCUAUCCGAUUUAUAUGGUAGCUAUACCAGACUUAUCCUUCUGUUGUGCAUUUUUAACAUAAACUUCUGUCUCAGAUAAAAAUAAUAAAUAAAUAAUAAACUGAUUGAUUGAUUGAUUGAUUGAUUGGUUAACCAUUAUUCACUUUAUGGGAUGAUAGGUUAAAAUAUUAUAUUAGUCUUUUCCUUCAUUCAGCUCCAGUGAGCACCCACAAUGAAAUAAGAUAGAGGCUUGCGUUCAUUGUCAGUUUCAUGCAAAUAAGUUUAACUGUUUUACUGCUUUUCAUCAAUCCUAGCUUCAAGUUGGUGCUUUUUUACAGGAAUGUGAUAAAAGUCUGUUGGUAUUAGAAACUAAAAUGCCCAACAACUGAAGUGGGUCAAUUGGUCAAUGUAGCAAUUUAUUAUCAUACUCCAAGCUUUAACAUUACUUUCUUUACUUUAUCCAACUGCAUAUACUGCUUAACAGUACAGUUAAUAUAUUGUCAUUAACCUUGUAUUUCACUUUAGUGAAACGUAAACAUUUUCUUUCAUGUAUCAGUAUUCGAACUCUAUAUAACAAAUGUGAGGCUGAUGAUGAAACAAUACUUUUAGUCAAGUCCUCUGUUGGUGAGGUGAGCAAAUGUCAUGCAUCUGUUCAGUACUAAAAAACAGCCUCCUGUUAAGUUUUUAAUUCUCAGAAGAUUAAUAACAUUGAAACCAUAAUGACAUUUUGUGUUGUUUGUCAAGAAGGGCCAUUCAUUUUUUUUCCUCAGACCUUCCCAUCAAGAAAAAGAUGUUGAAAUUUGGGGUAUUUCUAGAAUGGGGUAUUAUUUUAAAGAGUUUUGUGUUAGUGAGGGUUCAGGGUUCAUUUUGGGUUGUUAUUUUUUUCCUCAGACCUACAGUAAUUAAAGUGGCUUAUAAGGGUGAUCUGAAUUGCGUAGCAUUUGAAAAAUAUAAUAUUGUUAGAUGUCAAAAUUUCCAUCAGUCCCUUUCCAAAAAGUAAACGUCAAGAAAAGAUAUUAAAAUUUGGGGUAUUAUUUUGAAGAGUUUCUUGUUAGUAAGGGUUCGGUGUACUGGUGUCCCUCCCCUGAAAUGCCAGUCAUUAUGCCUUAUUAUCCGCACUAUAGGUGACCAAACAACAUGGCAUAAACAAGUGCUGAGAUGUGAAAUUUGUCUUUGAGUGUUGAAAAAUAUUUCGCGAGUGAGCGCAGUGGACGAGUGAAAUAUUUUUUCAACAUGAGAAGAGAAAUUUCGUAUCUCCAAGCGGCCAUGUAAUGUUCUAUUUAUUAUAUAAACACCAAUGAAAUACCAAACCAUUUCACUUUAAUAGUUUUUUGGUGUGGAAGGCGUGAUUUAUUAUGAAGCCAUGGCAACGGUGAUAUUUUCACAUGUGAAGAUAACAUGUUAUUUUCAAAUGUGAAAAUAUCAAGUUUUCGUGCAAAAACUCACCUGGUAUUUCGUUGGUGUUCAUAUAAUAAUAAAUUUCGUUUAUCUCUAGCUAUGUAAGUUACAAAACAUUGAAGGCUUUCUACAAGGAAUGACAAAUUUUCAUCUUUCCUGACAACAGAUCAUUGGUGCCUUUGUGACCAUGAGCUGGAGUGAGCGAAACAGCGGACCCAAGACAUUGACUUAUUUUGGAACUGGAGAAAGCUUUGUUUUCCGACUGAGUCCCAGACCUAUCAGGUAUUUGUGGAGUGGACUACUGGAGGAUGGAUCCAAAACAACAGAUCUGUUUAUGGCUGGAGAUGAUAAAAGUCUCAUGGUGGGAGGAGGGUAUGUAAACAAAACCUAAACUUGACCAAUGCACUGUUCUGGUGUUAGACUGAUCAAUCUGGUGUAACCUGAGAUAACGUGGUCAUCAGUACCUAAGUCUUUAAAAUUAAUCAGCACCAAUGAAAACACUUCAUUCGAUCUGAAAAAUAGUUCAAAGAGUAAACCUUCUCUGCAUUGCAGCCAGGAAAGAUGGGAUGGUUUUCAAUUCCAUAGCAGUCAUUGGGUUUUGUUUUUGUUAGGGUUUGGUGUUUGUUGUUUUAAAAAUAAAAGUGCUUUGGUGAGUGUCAUAUUUGUUUCUUCAGUCAGUUUCUAGUAUUGCUGUGUUGGUCUAUUCACAAACUGAGGCACACCUUUUUUAUCAUUGUGCAGUAUGCAGUUUUCUGUUUUUAUCAAUUUCUAUUCCCCCUGUCCCCUUAUUAGAACAAGUCUCACCAGCAUUACCAAGCAUUGAAGUAAAAAUUUAAAUAAUGUUAAUGUUAAUUUAAAAUUUUAAAUGUUGGUGUAAAACUUCACAUAAUAUAAAAAUAUCGUGAACAUACCUACGUAGAAUGCAAACACACAAUGCAAGGCAAUAAUGCUAUGAAUAAAGAAAGUGUGAGAAAGGGUUCAUUGAAGUAAUUAUCGUCAUCAUUAUUGUUUUCAGUGGGGGUGAUCAUGCCAUUUGGUUGGACAAUGAACUAUGUCGAGGACACAGUGGUCCCGGUCAGACAUUUAAAAAUGAGCAGCUCACGGAGACUUCAGAUUUCCUGUGCACCAGAGUGGAGGUAUUAGGUUUUGUUGCAGAAAGCUGACUGAAGGCAAAGGAGACACAAUAUACAGAGUUAACAUUGGUGUGCCUGGAUAAACAAUGCACGGACCACCCUACUAUUGGCGUGGUGGAUGAUGUAAAACCCUGCUCCAUUGAACCAUGUUGGCAUACUUCCAUGGGCAAUAACUUUUAUUCAAGAUAAAUAAUAUUGUAAGUAAUAGUAUCAAAUUUGCGUUGUCAGCUGCUAAAGCACAAUUUGUACCUUGAUUGACUGAACCAUUUCACUUUCGACAUUUACGAGUUUGAACUUUUGUGUCUGUGGACAAAAUUCUAUUUAAUAGCUUAUUUUUGGAAUUGUGCAAGUUGUUUUUAAAUAUUUUAGAAAUGGAGUAGUGGAAUUUUUUAUACUAUCAAUUGGUCUUCCAAUGAAAAUUUAAAUCUAGUGGAACAUUACACCAGGUACAUUUUAAGCUGAUUUUUGCUGUUUAAUAGAAUCUGAAGCAAGUGUAAUAAGAUUGCUUGCCCCACAUUUUUAAGUUUUAUAUCAAAGUUAGCACUUUUCUUGAAAACGUUUCUGUUGACAAUAUCAAGCAAUAACCUCAUGUUUCUGUAAUCAUUGUUGUGGUUGUCAUUACAGAACAGUUUAACAAAAGUGAAUAUGACUACGCCAAGGAAUUCAGAAAUUUUCAAUUAAUCCGAAAUGUUGGAUGAAACUGUCUAUCAAUUUAGACAAAAUCGUAUAAAAAAGAAAAAAUAUAUCUUGCUAGACGAGCAGUAUUGAUGAAAGUCAUUAAUAUAUUGAUAGAUUAUGAUGAAAUUAAUAUAAAUAAAACGCUAAGAAUUUGCAUUGUACGAAUUUGCAGACUCUGCAGAAACUGAACAUUUUGCUUAAAAAAUUCAGACAUUGAUAGAGGAUAGAGCAAAAAGAGUGGCAAAUAUUGCUGACAGGGAGCAUACCGACCGAUCAUUCAAUUCCUUUAAAUCCUUGCUCUUUUCAACCACUUGCUGUUCUUAAUUUUUCCUUUGCUUUGCUUCAUACUAUUUUAGUGUGUUGAAAAAGAAACUUUUGUUCAAGUGACUGUAUAGUCAAGAACUUCUGAUGAGCAAAAGAGAUUUAAAGUCGCGGUUAGAGCAAACGGCAAUCCUGAAUUUUUACCCCGUGACCAACAAGUUUUCCCUUUAACUGUCGUUUACUGUUUAUUUCUUCUGUUUGUAUUGUUUUUAUCUGUUCAUGUUCUGUUCUGAGAAAUUUGCAACUGGAAACUGACGUUUGCCGUAAACGUGACUCUUAAUCUCUGUACUGCAAAUAUACCUAAAAAGAGCUCAAAUUCUUAACUUUUAACAAAUAAAGAAUGCUUGCUCCCCAUGUCUGUGAAGUUCUUUUAACAUGAGUUUGAGAAUUAGUGAAGGCAAAAACGUCUUGAUCAUCAUUUAUUAGUGUUACAAUUUCAUUUUAAGUAAUAUCAAUGAAUUAAUUAAUUGUUUCAUUUUAAAUGCAAUCAGUACCUUUAACUUUUAUGUUUUGUUUAGCGAUAAAGUUCGGAGCAGUUGCCAGAAAAUGAUGAAUAGCUCAUUUAUUUCAUUUACUUAAUUAUAUGUAUCAAUUUGUUGAGUACACAAAUCUUACAAUAUUUGUCUUUAGUAAAUACUUCUAGGAUAAAUGAAGAAUUAGUCUAUUUGCACUAGUCUCUAAAGCAUUUUAAAUAAACGCUAUUAUUAAAAACUGAAUCAUUGGAUAAUGCAAUUCUAGAGCUUUGACUGGCUUAGCCAUCAUGGUAUAUGAGCCAAUGCUCUGCAAAUAUGGUAACUGUACACGUCUGCUCAAAAUUAAAAACAAGCCGAAAAUCGGUUGUUGUUACAAAUAAAGUCGGGAAGAAUUCUCGGUAUUUUGUGGACGUUUUUAAUAAAACAAUUUUUCCACUCGCGCUUGUUGGAUAUGAGAUGAUUAUAGCCAACUCAUAUCCAACGCGCACUCGUGGAAUAAUUGUUAAUUAACAGAGUUUAUUUUUUCAAAAAGAGAACAACGUUUAUCUUAAUACUCUCAAUAACCUCCCGUCAGUUCGGUUCCCGUGGGAACAAAUACAAAAGGUUGUCCUCUAAGAAAAACUUCAGGAUUGAGCUGCAUUGUAAAAGUCUAGGUUCUAAGCUUAUAAAAUCAACGACGCCCGCAUUAAGAUUCUCUUCAAGGUUGACCAAAGGCGAAAAUCUGAAUUCGAGAGGGACGGCGUAAUUGCCUGGUGAAGAUGUGUAUGAAAUAGGAAUGUGUCCUGUUGGCCGCCGAACGCUGGGGUGUAGAGUUUUUCGCUGUUUUUACCCUUCCUCCAUGGUCACCUAUAGAAAAGCCUGAUUAAUCGGGCUAAACCGUAUAAAGAGCCGGUACUGAGUAAUUAUUUUUUAUCAUUCACAAUUUUAAUUGUUAGUAUGCAAGUUUCUUUUGUAAGAGAAAACCAGACUCGUCUACUUAAGCACAACUAAUUACUUACCCAAGAGAAUGCCUCAAUGAAGGGGUCACUGAGUUGAAAAGAAUAUGUGCAGGUACUUCGUCGAUCGCCAGGUAGGGGAGUGUAUUUUGUAUUUUCGUCGACGCGAUUCUGCAGCGGAGAGAAUACUGUUCAUUAACUGAUAAAUAUCGGUUUAAGUUAAAACUUUCUCCCUGUUUGUUCUCUGGAAUUUUCAUUUAAAUGAAAUUUACGGCGCUUUUCAACUAUGUUUCCCAUUAAGUCUCUGAAUAAAGGGUAUUAAGAAUUCUUUUUGUUCGGUUAACUUUUUUUUGUUCGUUUCAUUCUCGUUUUGUGUUCGUAGAGGUUCUUAGUUCUGAAAGGAAAUUCAUUUGUUUGUUAAAGCUCUUGGGUGUUCUUGCUCAAGGGAUUUCCUAAAUGUAUUCAUGUUCUUUGUUUCACUAUUCUGAAAGCGAAAUCCUCGAGGUGGAGCCGAUCCGAUCUGCAAGUUAUGUAGACAUUUGUCAACUCUGUGCUGCUAUAACUAUUUCAAAAGAAAAUGCUGCCCCUGGCUCGACUGCUUCGCUUUUUACAACUCCAGGUAAACCUUUUUGUUUCUUUUCAGGAGAGCUUGUUAAUGUUUUUGCUCUAUCAGCCGGUUCCCCAGAUCGAUAGACUACUUGAAGAGUUUACUCUGGGGAACUUGAGGUAAUUGGGUAUGCGCUGCGAAUAGUAGAUAUCGAGAAAGACGCAUACAAGCCACAUACUGCAAGAACGUUUGACUUGGUCAUUACUUGUAGCUGGACUGUCUUAUUCACUCUUGGUUACAGCUCAUUGCAAGGACUCGUUUGCCUGGCUAAACAUUAGUUCCGCGAAACAGUUUUCCCAGUCAUGCGUGUCUUGUGGCAUUAAAAUCGCUGGAAACCAAUAACAGUCAGUUCGAUGCAUUUUGUUAAACUUGCCUUCUUUUUAGCUUUGAUUCCUUUGCAUGCACUACACCUUGAAAAUCUAACAACUACCAAUCGGAUGCUAAGAAUUCAACCUUCUGUCAGCAUGUUUUCCGACUGGUACACAAGCAGUUAUCUUUCCCAUCAGAACGCGCCUAAUCCAUGAAUGCAGGUAGAAACUUAUUCUCAUCCCUGAAAACCUUAAGUGUGUACCAAAAUACUGCCAGCUUUUGAGGUAUUUCUAAUUCUCUCUCGCCCUCCAGCUCGCAGUAUUCUUUUCAGGAACACCACUGUUCCCUCGAAACCGAAGUUAAACAGUAGAGAAUUUACUUUCCAAGAAUUACUAGAAUGGGUAGAACACAUUGUUAGUUUCUUUUUUCCAAACGACGUGCGUGGAAAUCUGUUACUUACUGAAACAGGAUCUCUACUACUUGCGUGAGUGCAAUUUCUUUGACUAUGUUUUCCUGUCAUUAUACGCUUCCUUCCAGAAAUCCUUAUGUGCGCGCGAGUUUAAAGAUGACAUUCAUAUGCUUAACUGAAUGAUUUGCCAUACUUCAAUCUUUCCAUCAGACAGUCGAAAUCGACUGAAGGAUGUUUCUCACCGAAUACCUGCCUUGCUUAUUUUUAUAUCCUUCGAAGAAGAAUGGUCCAUUUAUUCAAAAAUGCUUCCUUUUUUUCAGUCAUUCCAUAAACUUUUCAGUCUUCGUGUCACCUCAGAUUUCUUCGAAGUCAUGUUUGAAAUGUUUGUAAAUAGGACGAGACGGAGUAGGAAAUUUUAACCACUAUUCUUGACCACUCCUGAAAUACCUUAACAUACCAUAUGCUCUUUGUCACUCCAAAAUUUUGCAUAAGCAUUGUCUUCAGUUAAACCUCUUGGAAAUUAAAAUGGCCCCAAGAGAAACUAAAGACAAUGCUUCUGCAAAAUUUGGGUGACAAACAAAACCUCUUGGAAAUUAAAAUGGCCCCAAGAGAAACUAAAAACAAUGCUUCUGCAAAAUUUGGGUGACAAACAAAGAGCAUUGUGGUAUGUUAUGGUAUUUUCUGGAGUGGUCAAUUAUUCUAAGCUAAAGGGAAAUGAACUUUAAACAGUUCGUUGCACCCUUUGACAAUAAGGACCCCGCAAUCUCCCAGUUUGGCUCACCGUUGUUGUGAUAGCACAAUUCAACAAUGAAAAUGAGAAGAUGUUCUUAUUAGCUCAAGACGAGUUGCUUUGAAAAAUGGUUGUGGACACGAGCAUAAACAUUAUGCAACUUGAACAAAAUAAUCCCAGUGCUGAAUGUUUUAUUAUGCAGACCGGUUACUUGGCCCUGUUUACAAGGAGGGAGGGUAAUCCUAGUGCAAGAGGGUUACUCUACCUGCCUUGUAAACGUUCUGCUAGAGAUAACACGCCUACCCGGGACAACUUUCCUAGUCUUUCCUCCGUCAUGCGUGACCAGUAAUCUUGACGAUUUGAACGGAAUUAUCCAAUUUCUUCACACCUGAACGUCGCGAUCGGACGUGUGUUUUGGAGCUCUGUGUAUUUGUUACAAUUUAUUUCGUUUGUUCGUCGUUUGUUAUGAAAUCUUUUUAAGUUUUUUGGCAUCUGGUGUGUGUGGAGUGGAGUAAUUUGUGGGUAAUUUGGGUCAGUUUAUGCCAUGAAUUUGUGAAGAGUGAUGACCUCGAACAUUAUGGUUUGAACAAAAAAGCUCCCAACACAGUCCAGGAUGCUGCCACCGCUCAAUGAACUUUUGUAUUUUUCCUUCGUGUGCCGGCUCCACGAACUGUUAUUGUCUCUGCUGUUAAUUUAUGUUUUAGUAGAUGUUUAUUACGUACAGUAUAUUCAGUAUAUUGCUAUGUGUUUUGUGCAGCUGGAAAUAAGCUCUUUAAAAUUCAUUAUUUUUAUUGAUGGAGGUUAGUCUAGAUCAAUACAGAGCAGCAAUUGGACCAUUUUAAUCGUUUUAAGUUUACUUCGUGUAGUAUUGUUAUUUUGCUCCCAAUUUUAUUUCUUGUUAUUCUUUUGGUCUUAAUGCUGAGCCUUAGUUUUUUUAUUAUUGAUGUCAGGUUCAGCUCAUCCUAAUCCUGGGCCCAACAGUAUUUUAAACUUUUCAAUCGCUCAUUGAAAUGUUAGAAGCCAGCGAAAUUUCUGUUUUGGCUUGUUUGUAUGGAUUUGAUGUUUUUGUGUUUUCUGAAACGUGGUUGAAUUCUAGCGUAUCUAAUGACUCUAUUCUCAUUCCUGGUUAUAGUUUACCCUUGAGAAAAGAUAGGGUCGGGAAGCGUGGGGGAGGUGUGGCAAUUUAUGCCAAAGAUCACAUUGCAGUUAAAAGACUUGUUGAGUUUGGAUACUCUACUGGUUUAGAACCCCUCUGGGUUCAAUGCAGUGUUAAUGAUUUUGUUUUUCUUUGCGGAGUUUGUUAUCGUCCAUCUAAUCAAUAAGCGAAUGAGGAAAAGGCCUUUUUUGAGUCUUUAGAAAUGAGCUUUGAUAAUUAAAAGUUGCGGCCAAAUCUUCUCAGCUAUUGUUCCACUUGUUCUUUAAGGCGAUUUCAAUGCUCACUUUAAUUAUGGUGACCCUUCAUCGCCAAACACCGAUCUUGGCAUCAGAGUUUUCAACAGACAGAUUUGAAAAGCAACAAUCUAUAUCAACUUGUAGAUAAUCCAACGCGAAUUACUUGGUCUGGUGAGUCCAUUCUUGACCUUAUCUUAUCAGACUCGCCUGGCUUUUUUGUUUCUUCUGGUACUCUCAGUCCGCCAGCCAACUGUGAUCACUGGAUUAUCUAUGCAAAUUUUAUUAUUUUUUUUUUUGUAUCUUGUUAAACACAGUUGAGUCUUUCAUGCCACAUGAGAAAGUGAUUAUUCGACCUCGCGACAAACCAUGGAUGACUGGUCAGAUCCCUAAAGCCGUUCAAAAGCGUGAUCGUCUUUUAAAAACUUAUUCCAAAUCAGUAAAUCACCGGCCUACAUCCUGGGAUUGUUAUCGUGUUCAGAGGAACUUAGUAGUUAGUCUUGUCAGGAAAGCGAAGAUUAAUUAUAAUACAAAGACUAACCAAGCUCUUCUUGAUCCAGCAAUUUCUUCCAAAAAAUGGUGGUGUAUUACAAAAUCUAUAUAUGGUAAUAAGUGUUACUCGGCUAUCCUGGCGUUCUUCGAAGGAGAUUUUUUUAUAUCUGAUCCAAAAGGGAGUAUAUUAGGGCCACUUCUUUCCCUGCUGUAUAUAAAUGACUUCCCCCUUAGUGUAAGCUGUAGCACAGAGCUUUUUGCUGAUGACAGUGUAGUCUAUCGUAAGAUCGCAUCUGUAGAUGAUUGUCUGCCGCUACCCUGCGUAGCAAGCGUUUCCGUUUGGUUUCGGAGCAAAGAAAGACCGUGGAAUGGGAUUCUCGGUUUUGGCCGCGCGAGAAAUGAAACAAGAGCCAAAUCGUUCCUCGUUCUUUGCUCCUAAACCGCACGGAAACGCUUGCUACGCAGGCUAGUCUGCCGCCUCCAGGUGUGACUUGUGGAAGGUCACGCUGAAGUCGGAAAAGUGUAAGGCUCUACAUGUUACCAAGUCCAGUAUGUGAUAAAUGAGAAUGAUCUGUCGGCUGUUGAUAAACAUAAGCACUUGGGUAUUUGGAUUGAACCUUCUUUAAGGUGGGACGCUCAUAUCAAUUACAUCGUUGGUAAGGCAAAUCGAGUAUUGGGUCUAAUAAGGAGAACGUUUGGGUCUAAAGAUCCUGUGCCAAUCAAAACAGCUUUUAUCGCUUUAGUUCGUCCUGUUCUGGAAUAUGCCUGCCCAGUGUGGAAUCCAUAUUUGGUUAAACACGUACACAGUAUUGAAUAAAUUCAGCGUCGUGCUACUCGAUUGAUAUGUGGAUCUCAUAAUUCUUACACUGAAAGGCUCACUGAACUAAACUGGUCAACAUUGGAGCUUAGAAGAAAAUACCUUUGCCUGGUUCAACUUUACAAGAUAAUUCAUGGCUAUUCUGAUAUUGAUUAUACCACAUAUGUGGAUCUGACUGGCCCGAUAAGAACUAGAGGAAACCAUGACUUUAAAAUCAGGCCUAGAGCAGCAAGGACAAACUAUUUUAAAUUUUCAUUUUUUUAAUCGUUACGUUAAUGACUGGAACUCUUUACCAAACUCCGUUAUGUCUGCUUCCAGCUUGAACUCUUUUAAAACUUUAUUACUUAAUUAUCUUUGUAAAUAGUCAUAUGUUUAUUAUUUCCUACUGAAUUUGGAUUUUCUUUUUUAUUUAAUAUCUAAGUAGUUUAUUUAGUUGUUUUUUUUUCUCUUAGUAUCACGUGAUGUAUAGUUAUGUAUUAGUUUUCUAUUCUUAAUUGUUUUAUCUUUUCGUUUUGGAGGGCAGUUUUUAUAUGGGAAUUCAGUUUCCCAAUAUUGCUUUCCUUUACCUAUUGUACUUUUAUAUAUGUAUAUAUAUUUUUAUUUUGUACAUUGGUAAAAAGAAUUAUUAAACUUAAACUUAAACUUAAAAGAAAAAGUUAACGUUUUUAAUGAUUAUUUCGCGAGUCAAGCUACUGUACCAAAUAGUUACUCCGCUGAAAUUCCUUUUCUCCCUCGGUGGUCAUCAGACUGCUUGUCUGUUAUCACUGCGGAUGAAGAAAUGGUUCGUAACCUUAUGUCAUCUGUUAACAUUUCAAAAGCUACUGGCUACCACGGCAUAAGUGAUAAGAUUAUAAUACAUUUCAGUGAGGGUCUCUGUAAACCAUUCACAAGUUUAAUCAACACUUCAUUUCGACUUGGUCAAUAUCCAAGUGCUUGGAAACUUGGAAAUGUUUUGCCGUUAUUAAAAAAAAGAUCACCGUCAACUGAAGACUAAUUAUCGCCCUGGUUCACUUUUGCCAUGUCUAUCUAAGAUCUGUGAGAAAGUAGCUUUUUUUCAUCUUAGAUUUUAGUUUUCUUAAUGCGAUUGGUUUCUUUUAUAAGUUUCAAAGUGGUUUUCUUCCAGGGGAUUCCAAUGUAAUGCAACUUGUAUAUAUAUUGUUCACGAAAUGUAUGAGGCCUUUGAGGAAGGCCGCGAGAUGA